AUGCCAGUUGGUCAACUCCAGUACUUUCGAUCCAGAAUUGACGGCAAGUUACACCCCUGUGCGGUAUGUUCAACUGAUACAAGAGACGAACCGAAGCCCUUAAUUGUAGAGGUCAGUCCUGGCGCACUGGGGAAUCUAUCCGGCGCAGUCGAGUUGACUGAACAGAUUGCAGGGAUUGCUGCUAAACACAAUCAAUCGUGUAUCGUCCUCAGACCAACAGGACGGGGUUCCGGUUCUGUUUAUCAAAACUACGGCGAAAUCGAUGUCCUAGAAGCUAUCGAACAUGUCGCCUCAAAUUACGCCAUCGAUCGAGAUCGCAUUACAAUCACCGGCAGCUCGAUGGGUGGUGCCGCAACGUGGUAUCUGAUCUCGCACUAUCCUGAUCUUUUCGCAGGUGCUGCGCCGUUUUGCGGUUAUUGCGACUAUCGACUGUGGGAAAAGCCGGGAGGACUCACGUUCCACAUGCACGAAUGGGAAACACCCUCUUGGUGUUCUAGGUCUGCUGCAUUUCUCAUCGAAAAUCUCUCUCAUACGCCUGUUUGGAUAAUCCACGGUGAAUGGGAUCGGGGGAUCGGCGGCGGUGUUCCGGUUGAGCAUUCCCGUCAAAUGGCACAACUUAUGGGAGAGCGGGGCUAUAGGCACAAAUAUACAGAGGUCCCUAAAACGGGUCAUGGAUGCCGCCUCCCUGAUAUAUGGGAAGAAGUAAUCCUUUGGCUGCUGAAGCAGCGGAAGCAGCGAUCUCCGGAUCGCGUUUCACUGGCAACCUAUAAUCUGCGUCAUAAUAAAUCAUACUGGGUCGUGGUAGAUCAGUUGUUACACUACGGUGAGCGAGGAGCGGUUAAUGCGUAUUUCGUCGAGGACAACCACCUCGUCGUCGAUACUGAGAAUAUCCGCACCUUCUCGCUUGGACCAAUUCAGAAGAACGAACCGGUCGAUGUAACAAUUGAUGGCCAAAAGUUUGAACUAAUGAACUUAAGUCAUCAGAAUCAGUUUCAACGAGGUCCUAAAGGCGUUUGGGCGCAUGGCAAUUUUGAUCUCUCCACUGAGAAGCGUCACCGGGCAUCGGGCCCCAUAAGCAAUCUUUUUUUCGAUGGUCUUAUCCUUGUGCCCGGCACAGUUGGGACAGAGGAAGAAACAUUUUUUAACAAAUGGAUUGCCGAGAACGCGGUCGGAUACUAUCGCAGUCGAAAUGGGGGAGUACAUCGCGGUGGUAUCAUGGGGGAUAAUGCUGUCCAACUCCCUGUCAUCCCUGACGUUGAGCUCACCGAAGAUCUCCUGCAAACGAACAACCUGCUCCUAUACGGCGUCUAUGAUUCUAACGCCAUCCUAUCGCGAUUUGAAGCCAGCUAUAGCUCCGCACGCAUUAUAGACCCGAAGACAGGUGCCGAGUUCAGAUAUAAAGCAAGACUGGUAGAGGUUGCUCCUGUGGUUGAUGGUUUUCUUGACGACCCAGUAUGGGACGAUGCUAUAUCUGCCGCCCUAGACCAUGAUGUCAAAGAGGAUCGGCGUUGGGAAGAUCUUAGUGACUUCAAAGCGACUUUUGCUGCUGUAUGGCGCAACGCCUCUCUCUACAUAGCCAUUGAACUGACCGAUGAUCAAAUCGAAACCGCUCACGAAAAACUCACCAUGCAAGACCGCCUAGAGAUCUAUCUAGAUAUAGGACAUUCGGGCCAGCAGAGCGACCUAUCUCGCUACACACUUCCCGUUGGAAAAGACGUCAUGGCGGCUGGUAAUCAGGGACUGUUGGUUAAUUGGGGGAAUGGGGGGCAAUCCGUAGAAUUGAGUUUUGACUUGAUGCAGACACCGAGGAAAGAGGAUACCAUCAGCUUUGGGAUUUACUAUUACGACGUAGAUGACGAUCGCCUGAAUCACAAACUUCGCUGGGGUCCAGCCGGACAAAGUGAACCGGAAGAUGCCCUUGCGGAUCUGAUGGCGUUUAAUGUCAAAAAACGUGGGAAAUUGACCUAUUACUAUCAAGGAGAUCAUCCGGUGUUGUCUCCUUUGGUCACCGAGACGUUGCCAGACGGGGAUCUGAAAAUCUACUUUUCGGGUCUAACGGGAGGAUAUUCGGCAAAAGGAGUCCUGAACCUCGAUGAACUGGUCUCGAUGGAUCCAGAGCAGGAGAUCCCACUGGUAUUCAAAAGUUGGGAGUCUUGGUUGAAAGAAGCGGGUAUUUGUGAUUCUCUGAGGGACGUAGAUUUCAUUGAGGUUCACGCCUUCGGUUGUCAGCCCAAAGCUCCAAAUCCGCUCGUCGAUCCGGCGGGUUACGCAGCAGAGCAGGAACGGCUACGCAAAGCUUAUGCUCAAGCGUAUAGUAGUUUUUUCCGUGACUACCUACCGGAAAACGGUGUGCCUGCUCGGUUCACAGUCCAUGUAGUUGAUGUUCCAGAUACAGCAGCUUCCUAUGAGUUUUAUGGAACCGCACUCUACCAGAAAGCACUACAAAAAUAG
Molecule: messenger RNA, 2451 nt
Organism: Geodia barretti
Lineage: Eukaryota; Metazoa; Porifera; Demospongiae; Tetractinellida; Geodiidae
Source: the annotation of a GenBank genome assembly